ACUGAAAGUCAAGAAUACUGCAUUAACAUUACUCUCCUUGAAAUAAAAAGGGACAUCAUCUGAAUGGGAGCGAGAAGAAUGCUGUGAGAGAGGGAUUAUCCAGCCAGGCUGAUUUCAGAGAGUCACAAUGGGGAAAAGGUUGCUCCGCCAUGGAAUUUUCUUUUUCCUGUUGCUUAAUGUUGUCUGUCAGGCCCAGGAUCUUCCACUGAGCCAGGCAACCUCAGGGACGAGCUCUCCAUGUGAAAAAGAUGCUGGGUCCUGGGGAGCUGUAUUCAGUGAAGAACGACUGGAUGCCUGGAUCUGUUCUCUGAUUGGUUCUUUUAUGGUGGGGUUGAGUGGGGUUCUUCCUCUACUGUUCGUUCCUUUCGAGGUGGGAGCAGCACUGAAAUCAGAAGAGGGAUCACAUCGAAUGAAGCAGCUGUUGAGCUUUGCUGUUGGAGGGCUUCUGGGUAAUGUGUUUCUCCACCUGCUUCCGGAAGCCUGGGCCUACACUUGCACUGCUGCUGCAGGAGAAGGGCAGAGCAUCCAACAGCAGAAGCUUCUGGGGCUCUGGGUGAUCAUUGGCUUGCUUACCUUCCUGAGUCUGCAGAAGAUGAUCCCAGUUAGUGAAAAGCAAGGAAGCACCAACUUGAUCAACAAUUGUAAACCAGUCACUGAAAGGACCCUGAAUGGCAGCAGCUUCUCUAAGCAAGAUGCAAACACUCCAGUUCAAAGAAAGAAGUCCAGCCCAGCUCAUUGCAAUGGGUCUUCUCAUUUACUCUCAUCAUCAACUCAGAAAAUCAAGAUGAGUGGAUAUCUCAAUCUCUUGGCUAAUACAAUAGAUAAUUUCACACAUGGCUUGGCAGUGGCAGCCAGCUUCCUGGUUAGCAGAAAGGUUGGACUCCUUACGACCCUGGCAAUUCUUCUACAUGAAAUACCCCACGAGGUGGGUGAUUUUGUCAUUCUCCUCCGGGCAGGAUUUGAUCGCUGGAGUGCAGCCAAGCUACAACUCUCGACAGCUCUUGGGGGCAUCCUGGGCGCCUGCUUUGCUAUCUGUGCUCAGUCCCCAAAAGGGACAGGGGAAACCAUCGCUUGGAUUCUCCCUUUCACCUCUGGAGGAUUCCUGUACAUUGCUUUGGUAAAUGUGGUGCCUGACCUCUUAGAAGAGAAGAAUCUUUGGAACUCCGUGCAACAGGUUCUGUGCCUUUGUAUUGGCAUCGUUGUCAUGGUGCUUUUCUCCUUCACCAUCGAAUGAGAGGCUCCGGCUUCUUUUCUGCUGUUUCACAAAGCUGCCUCCCU
Messenger RNA from Notechis scutatus (mainland tiger snake), 1278 nucleotides. The record is from RefSeq and is a predicted model, not a curated record. NCBI's taxonomy places the organism in Eukaryota, Metazoa, Chordata, Lepidosauria, Squamata, Elapidae.